This is a messenger RNA of Suillus paluster, 1125 nucleotides long. RefSeq lists its product as uncharacterized. The record is from RefSeq and is a predicted model, not a curated record. Lineage: Eukaryota; Fungi; Basidiomycota; Agaricomycetes; Boletales; Suillaceae. The transcript is spliced from 4 exons. The coding region runs from base 1 to 1125 and encodes 374 amino acids.
AUGUCGCCACCAGUGCAACGCCAAGUCCGAUUCAAUAUUCCAAUGGAUACCGAUGAGGAAUCUCAAUACAAUGGUGAAUCUAGAUCACCGACAUCCAAUGCCGCUGUGGGUAACACAGCAUUCUAUUUUGGCUUUGGUGCGCCACCGCCACCGCCACUGCCACCGCCGAGGUUUAACUUCGGCAUGGACAUCCCCAUGUCAGCGGUGGAAUCCGCAUCUCCCACAAUGCAGCAGCCAUUGAAUGUGGGAUUUCAACUUCCCAUCCAAGUGAAAACUCCACUGCCAUCCUCCACUCACCAGCCAUUCAAUUUGGGGUUUCAGCUCCCACCUCCCUCCACCCUGGCCCAAGCAGCACUACCUGCUGGUCCAGUCCAACAGCUGUUUAAUUUGGGCUUUCAGCUCACCGCUUCCCCCACCCCGCCCCAAGCAGAACUACCUGCCGGCCCAGUCCAACAGCCAUUUAACCUUGGCUUUCAACUCCCCAUCCCCAUAAACCAACCACCGGCAGCAGCAAAUGCUGCUCCGGCAUUUAACUUGGGGUUCGAUCUCCCCGUCCCGGUGACCCAGACACCAGAGGAAGAAUCUGCUGCCAUGGUGCCGGCAGUACAAACCACAGUCCGGCAUGUGGGCUAUGCCACCAACAACAGAUUGUUCCAGUUCAACUGUGAGCCUCUCUCACCCAUAGGAGAUUGGAAUCUGGUGCUGAUCCAAGCACCAUCGCCGAUUCACUCCGAUGGCCCAUCUGCUACCAUGCAGCCGGCACCUGUUGCACUGCAUGUGAGGCCAAAAUUGGCAUCUUUAGUUGGCGAUGCCAAGCAAGCGGCAAUCGACACUGUCAGAUGCCUCCAAGGAGAGGAAUUUGAUCAAGUGGCAGCGAUGAUGGUCGGCGGGUCCUUAGGUGUCAGCGAGAGCAUCCAGGACCCUAAGCCCGACGAGGUCUUGGACAGCAACCGGAUUCUGAUGUCGGCAUUCUGCGAAAACCGAGACAGGCUGACCAGGAUCUUCAAAGACAUGAUUAGCUUGCAUCAUAUGGCACAGGUCCAGGAUCAGGUCGCCCCAAUGGUGACCGCCCUAUUGGCUGAGGUGGAGAGAGCAGAGGAAUUGAUUUCCGACUCUGAUGAGUAG